Macadamia integrifolia is the source of this 1812-nucleotide messenger RNA. RefSeq lists its product as uncharacterized. The record is from RefSeq and is a predicted model, not a curated record. Lineage: Eukaryota; Viridiplantae; Streptophyta; Magnoliopsida; Proteales; Proteaceae. The transcript has 8 exons. The coding region runs from base 892 to 1416 and encodes 174 amino acids.
ACCCUAAAAGACUCCCGCAGGUUGCAGGCAUUCUCUCUCACGAUUCUCUCUCUCACUGUCUCUCACGCCUCUCCCUGCGCACGAAGGGAAAAGCCUAGCGGGGUUUUCAUCCAAGCUCUCACGAAGGGUUUAGCUGUUCACGGAGAAGGUCGAGUCUCUCUCAUUCUCUCUCUCUCUCUCUCUCUCUCUCCCUGCUCACGAAGAGAGUCGCUAGGGCUCACGAUUUUUCCAUAGUUCGAGUACUCCUGGUUAUGGUGAUGUACAUCCCGUCAAUUACAGGGAAAUGAUAGUUGCAAUGCUUUUUCUACUUCUUAUCAUGUUUCUAAGGGCUUGUCUCUUUGCCUACCUAAUCUCAGUAUUCAUGGAAAGGUCAAAGACAGAGAUUUUUAGAGACAAUAUGUCAGAAGUGAUAGACUACUUGAAAAGAAACGACUACACCAGAGAGACCAUAGAUCAGAUUGAAGGUGAGUUGCUGAAGAAUGAGAGAAGUUACACUGAUGCAGCUCUUCUUCAAGAUAUCCCUAUUUAUUUGUGGGACAAGAUUGUACAAAAGAUAUGCGGGCCAUUUAUUGAAAACGAUUCUCUUUUUGAAGGAUGCUCCACAGCUUUGAUUAACCAGAUUGUGAUUAAGCUGCAUGAAGAAAUUCUUCUCCCAGGAGAAUAUUUUAUUGAAAGCGAAGUGUAGCAGAUCAGCUAUACUUUAAAUGUCACGGUGUGCUGGACUAUGUCGAGCAAAGAGAAAAUGGUACGGAGGAGAGAUGGUUGUGUGAUGAUAUAUCAUUUGGGCAUAUUUUCAGUCUCUGCAGUAUUCCUCAAUUGUAUACAAUCCAAGCCCGAGAUGAAUGCAGACUGCUAUGGAUUGAGAAAUCAACCUUCACAAAGAUCUUAAAGAUGUAUCCACAGUAUGAAAAGAAAAUUCUGAAGAACCUUCAAAAGGCUUAUGACACCUUCAUUGAAGCACCUCCUAUGAGUACUUCUGGGUCUUCUCCAGUGGAUGCCUUUACCUCUUUUCCUGGCAUUUUAGACACUCUUCCCACUAAGGGUCAAAUUUCCUUGGUUCCCAAGGACAUCAAUCUUCCAAAUUUGCCAAAGUGGAGCUAUGUGAAACAGGGCAAGGAGGUCUCCAUCACCAGGCCGUGUGAGCUCAUCAAAGAGAACUCACGUGGGUACGAUUAUGUACCUGCCUGCAAUUAUGAAGAAUUGGUGCAGAUGGUCGCCAAAUUGAAGAGUAUCAGAUCGGAGGGCGAUGCGAGUGCUAGUUCUCUGCCUGAUGUUUCUCCACCAAUCACAGCAGUCACGUCAGCCACUGGAGAACCAGUGUUCCAAGGGACCAAUGCCCCACCCUCUUCGGAGAUUGUGGAGGAGGGACAUACAGAGGAUCUACCACCCGGCAAAACUGCUACUAGUGCUAGCUAGCUCUUGGUCAGCAGUUCAGUUUCUCUCUACUCAUCUCUUCAUUUGUUCUUCUUUCUCCUUAUUCUUCUCUCUUAUGUAAGGCUGGUCUUCUCUAGGUACUUAUUUGUGCGCCAUGGUAUCUCCCUUGGUGUUGACUACCUUGCAACCUUGUCCACUCUAUAUAGAGAUUGUAAGAUAUUACUUGGUUUUGUUUAGACUUGUAGUGCUUCUAUUUUGUUGUUCUUUCUGUACCCAAAUGACUCAAGAACUAAUAGAACUUGUGUGGGUGUCAUAGUCUUUUUAGGAUGGAUUUGAUGUUUGAAAAAGAGUAAGAUAUGAGUAAGAGUAUAGAAUCUACAUUCGCAAAUACUUUAUUAUGUGAAUGUGAAUCGUGAAUUGUGCAUUGUGAAUUGUGAA